AUGGACGACGAAGGCAGCAACAAUCAAGAACACAAAGCUCUUUUACGUAAGCCCUUCCCGCCCAGACGAUGCCACAAGGACGGCGUUAUCGUUCGCGCGGUGCAGCCGUCCAGUCACGGCUCACUCAUUGCAGCUCCUGCGGCCCAGACCACCACCUCUCAACCCCCGCUCGCUCGCCAUGCUUCGCCGGCUCGCGGUCCCCCGCUCCAUCCCCCGGGCCAACGCCUCUGGUACGCAUCAUCGACCUCUCCCCACACGCCGACCCGCCCACGCGCAGAAGAAGACAGUCCGCUGCUCCGAGACUGGUUACUCCGACGAGUCGCCCUUCAACUGCUGCACCCCUCCACCUCGCGCGUUUCUUGUACUGACAUAGCAGGGCGUCUCUUCUCGACCACCCCCCGCAGGUGCAACGACGUCACCCUUACCAUCGAUGGCAAGGAGGUCACCGUCCCCGCCGGAACCGCCCUCAUCCAGGCGUGUGAGAAGGCCGGUGCCAACGUCCCUCGUUUCUGUUACCACGACAGGCUAGCCAUCGCCGGUAACUGUCGUAUGUGUCUUGUCGAGAUUGAGCGUGCCCCCAAGCCCAUCGCUUCGUGCGCUCAGCCCGUCAUGCCCGGACAGAAGGUCUUCACCAACACCGAGAAGGUCCACAAGGCCCGUGAGGGUGUGAUGGAGUUCCUCCUCUCGAACCACCCCCUCGACUGCCCUAUCUGUGACCAGGGUGGUGAGUGUGACCUCCAGGACCAGUCGAUGCGCUACGGCUCCGACCGCUCGCGCUUCAACGAGAUUGCCGGCAAGCGUGCCGUCUCCAACAAGGAGUUUGGGCCCAUCGUCAAGACUUCGAUGAACCGCUGCAUUCAGUGCACCCGUUGUGUUCGUUUCGCCAACGACGUCGCUGGUGUCGAGGACCUCGGUACCUCGGGCCGUGGAAACGACCUCCAGAUCGGCAUGUACAUUGAGAAGUCGCUCAACUCUGAGAUGUCCGGAAACAUCAUCGACCUCUGCCCCGUCGGUGCUCUUACCUCCAAGCCCUACCAGUACAACGCUCGUCCUUGGGAGCUGAAGAAGACCGAGUCGAUCGACGCCCUUGACGCCGUUGGCUCCAACAUCCGUGUCGACUCGCGCGGUGUCCAGGUCAUGCGCAUCCAGCCCAAGCUCAACGACGACGUCAACGAGGAGUGGAUCAACGACAAGACCCGUUACGCCUACGACGGUCUCCGUGUUCAGCGUCUGACUACUCCCCUCGUCCGUGAGGGCGACCGCUUCGUUCCCGCCACUUGGGAGCACGCUCUCGAGACCAUCAACCACGGCCUCGCCAAGUCGGGCGCCAAGGGUGACGAGAUUAAGGCUAUUGCCGGUCACCUUGCCGACACCGAGUCGCUUGUUGCCCUCAAGGACUUUGUCAACCGUCUCGGCUCUGAGAACACCACCCUCGACGUCACCAACCCCGACGCCCCCAUCGCUUCCGGUGUUGACGUCCGUUCCAACUACCUCUUCAACACUGGUAUCCCCAACGUCGAGGAGGCUGACGCCAUCCUUCUGAUCGGCACUAACCCCCGUCACGAGGCCGCCAUCAUCAACACUCGCUUCCGCAAGAUGUGGCUCCGCAACGGUGCCAACUUUGGUGUCAUCGGCGAGGACUUCCCGUCCACUUUCGAGUACGAGUCGGUCGGCAAGAGCGCCGCCGACGUCGAGAAGUUCCUCAAGGGCGACGCCGGCAAGGGCUUCGCCAAGACCUUUGCCGAGGCCAAGAAGCCUCUUAUCGUUGUCGGUUCCGCCGUCACCGAGGGCAAGGACGCCGCCGCCGUCCUCAAGACCGUUUCCGAGUUUGUCCUCUCCAAGGCCGACAAGUUCCUCACCCCCGAGUGGAACGGUUUCUCGACCCUCCAGCGCGCCGCCUCGCGUGCCGCCGCCUACGACAUUGGAUUCCAGCCCUCUGCUGAGAGCUCCAAGACUUCGCCCAAGUUUGUCUACCUCCUGAACGCCGACGAGAUUGACCCCUCGUCGAUCCCCGAGAACGCGUUCGUCGUCUACCAGGGCCACCACGGUGACGUCGGUGCCCAGUACGCCGACGUCUGUCUCCCCGGUGCCGCCUACACCGAGAAGGCCGUCACCUGGGUCAACACCGAGGGCCGCACGCAGCUCGGCCGCACCGCCGUUCCUCCCCCGGGAGCUUCGCGCGAGGACUGGAAGAUUAUCCGUGCCCUCUCCGAGGUUGUCGGCUCGCCCCUUCCCUACGACGAUGUCUACCAGCUCCGGGACCGCAUGUGGGACGUCUCCCCCACAUUAGUCCGCCACGACGAGGUCGACGCCCCGUCACCGGAAACCCUCCGUGCCGGUCUCGAGGCUCUCGCCAAGGCCGACGCCCCCUCGCCCUCUAACGAGGCCUUCCGCAAGCCCAUCCAGGACUUCUACCGCACCGACCCCAUCUCGCGUGCGUCGGUCACGAUGGCCAACUGCUCCAAGGCGUUUGCCGGCGGCCAGUCGCCCACGCCCGAGAACGAGGCCCGCGAGGACGACAAGCGCGCCGCCCAGGAGGACGCCGCCAAGCGCGCCAGCGCGUAA
This is a messenger RNA of Trichosporon asahii var. asahii CBS 2479, 2565 nucleotides long. RefSeq names its product NADH-ubiquinone oxidoreductase. Gene Ontology annotation, molecular function: iron-sulfur cluster binding; NADH dehydrogenase (ubiquinone) activity. The transcript is spliced from 2 exons. Gene Ontology annotation, biological process: ATP synthesis coupled electron transport. Lineage: Eukaryota; Fungi; Basidiomycota; Tremellomycetes; Trichosporonales; Trichosporonaceae. Bases 1 to 2565 code for a protein of 854 amino acids. Gene Ontology annotation, cellular component: membrane. The record is from RefSeq and is a predicted model, not a curated record.